AUGGUCAUGCUCCUCAGUACGCCUCAUGUUCUGUCGUCCAUACCGCGCCUCCUCCUCAUCCCGCUCGUCCUUCUUCUGACUGGCCUCUUCAUCCUCCCACGACCAUAUCAUGAGGCAACAACGUCCACGAUUCUACCCCACCUCAGCCUCUCGAGAAAGAAUGUCACCGAAGCCGCUUCAACCUUCUCUCCUGCUACUCAUGGCUUCUGGCGUGAGCUAGCCACUGCUCUUGUCGUUGCGCAACCCCAAUGCGACAGCCUCGCCUUGGGCAACGGCACAGGCGCCUUGAACUUUCCCGAUCCAAGGUGGGAACCACUCAACACGCACAACAAGCCCAUAGAACGUCUAUACAACUUCACCGAGUACCACGAAAGAGCACUGUUGAGAGCGCACUACUCGAUGCGCACUGCCGCGAAGCACCUUGGGCCCAAGCUUCCGUUUGCAGCAGGCACGACAGGAAUUGUCAUGACCUCCAACAAACAGUACAUGCCCAUCUGCCUCGUCUCCCUCCGCAUGUUGCGGAGAACAGGGAACAAGAUGCCUGUUGAGAUCUUCAUUGACGACUGGUCCAAAUACGAUCCCGUCGUUUGCGAGACCGUACUCCCCUCCUUGAACGCACGUUGUGUCAUCAUGUCCAACAUAUUCAAUUCGGCACACAACGUUGCACCGCUACAGCAUUUCCAGUUCAAGAUCUUCGCUCUCUUGUUCUCCUCCUUUCAGCAUGUCCUGUUUCUCGACAGCGAUUCAUUUCCCGCUUACGAUCCCAGCGUGCUCUUCACAACUGCACCCUACACCACCCACGGCCUGGUCACUUGGCCCGACUUCUGGGCCCUCUCCAUUUCUUCCCAUUUCUACCACAUCGCCGGUAUCCCCGAGGAGAAGUUUGAUGCUCGCCUUUCCACUGAAAGUGGCCAGGUGCUGAUCAACAAAGACAUCCAUCGCGACUCUCUCCUCAUGAUGGUGUAUUACAACUACUACGGCCCGGAUUUUUACUACAUCCUCCUCUCCCAGGGCGCGCCAGGUGCCGGCGACAAGGAAACAUUUGUCCAGGCUGCCAUGGCAGUCGGGCUUCCCUACUACCAAGUCAAGACCGGACCCCAUAGCCUCGGUCGCCAUAUCAAAGGCGAAUUCCGGGGCAUUGGCAUUUCCCAGGCAGACCCCGGCGUCGAUUUCGAAUACCUUCCCCCUAUGAAAAGUCACCUGCACGCGAAUGGCAUCUGGGAAGACGCUGAUCUCGCGCACCCGGACCCCGCCGUUGCCAAAGCCCUCAACCACACCCGCAAGGCCCCAGCCCCUCCCCGCCGUCUCUUUCUCCACCAAAACAUUCUCAAACUGAACCCCGCCGUCGUUUUGAACGACAAGAAUAUGCCCACGUACGAACCGGACGGGACGCCGCACCGCAUGUGGGGGAAUGUCAAGGAAGACAUGAUCCACAUGGUCGGCUACGACGUCGAACGCCGGCUGUGGGACGUGAUUGCGGAAGAAGGAUGUAGAGACCAGCAGGAUAGCAAGAUUUGUGCUAAGCUGCGGACGCAUAUUGGAGAGGUCUUUGGCUGGAUGGAUAGUAUCGACCGCCCGUGGUGA
Molecule: messenger RNA, 1584 nt
Organism: Plenodomus lingam JN3
Lineage: Eukaryota; Fungi; Ascomycota; Dothideomycetes; Pleosporales; Leptosphaeriaceae
Biological process (GO): mannan biosynthetic process
Cellular component (GO): Golgi apparatus
Molecular function (GO): alpha-1,2-mannosyltransferase activity
Source: RefSeq, a predicted model, not a curated record